CUAUGUGAUGCUCUUAGUCUAAUGUGAAGUAUCGAAGGCAGCAGCUUGGAGGAGGAACGCAGGAACUUUUUGGAUCACUACCUCCUUACUUCUAAAUUCCUCCUCCAUUAUCCGCAUCUUACACUUUUUUUUGUACUUUCCUAACCUUUUACUUCCUCGGCACUUCUAUCUGCCACCGUCUCCUUCAUCUGUCUAUUUCGGCCCUGCAUCCUCGGCUGUGAGGUGGCAGCGGUUGGCUCUCUGCUGGCUCUGUAUGGCUGAGUAAGUGGUGGGAAAGGGGGACCUUGCUCUGGUGGUUUUUUCCGAGGGUUGCGAAGUUGCAGUCAGGACCGGGACAAACAGGAGGAGGAGGCGGUGGAGGAGGAUGGCAGUGGCUCUGGAAGAAGUGUGGGGGCGGGUGAAGAAUGUCUGCAAGCAGAACGGACUGCUCAUCCUGUCUGUGCUGGCCGUGGUCAUCGGCUGCCUGCUGGGCUUCUUCCUCAGAGGCAAGCAGCUCUCUGAGCAGGAGGUGAAGUACUUUCAGUUUCCCGGAGAGCUGCUAAUGAGAAUGCUGAAAAUGUUGAUUCUACCCCUCGUCGUUUCCAGUUUGAUGUCGGGCCUAGCUGCCCUGGACGCCAAGUGCUCCAGCCGCUUGGGCAUCAUGACUAUUUCCUACUAUCUCUGGACCACAUUUGUUGCCGUGGUAGUGGGCAUCGUCAUGGUAUACAUCAUCCACCCAGGUGGAGCUGCUCAGAAGGAGGACUCAGAGGAGAGCAAGAAACCGAUGACCAGCUCUGCUGACGCUCUGUUGGAUCUCAUUCGCAACAUGUUUCCAGCCAACUUGGUUCAGGCUACGUUUCAACAGUAUCGAACGCAGAGAGUCCCAGAACUUAUUCCCAAGCCGACAGUGGCCCAGCUACUGGAUGAGACCACAACGCGCAGGGUCUACAUCUAUGGCAUCCAGGAUGACAAUGGCACGGACAUCCAGAACUUUUCCCUGGACCUCACACCGCCUCCGGACGUCAUCAUGAAAACAUCACCUGGUACAAGCGAAGGCAUGAAUGUGCUGGGGAUUGUAAUCUUCUCCGCAACCAUGGGAAUAAUGCUGGGAAGAAUGGGACCCAAUGGAAGUGCUUUGGUCAACUUCUGCCAGAGUUUGAAUGAGGCUGUUCUGAAGAUUGUUGCCAUAGUUAUUUGGUAUUUCCCCUUUGGUAUUGUCUUCCUGGUUGCCGGGAAGAUCUUGGAGAUGGACGACCCUUCAGCCAUGGGGAAGAAGCUGGGCUUUUAUGCCAUCACUGUGGUGAUGGGCCUGGUGCUACAUGGUCUAUUCAUCCUCCCAGCCAUGUACUUCUUCAUAACUAAGAAGAGCCCCAUAGUUUACAUCAGAGGCAUUCUACAGGCCCUGCUCAUAUCCUUGGCUACUUCCUCCAGCUCUGCCACUCUGCCUAUCACCUUUAAGUGCCUCCUCGAGAACAAUCACAUCGACAGACGCAUCAUCCGCUUCGUGCUGCCUGUCGGGGCCACUAUCAAUAUGGAUGGCACCGCGCUAUAUGAGGCUGUGGCAGCCAUCUUCAUCGCCCAAGUGAAUAACUAUGAGCUUGACUUUGGGCAGAUCAUCACCAUCAGCAUUACCGCCACGGCUGCCAGCAUCGGUGCAGCUGGAAUCCCACAAGCUGGACUUGUUACCAUGGUGAUUGUGCUGACCUCGGUUGGUCUGCCCACAGAUGACAUCACUCUCAUCAUUGCCGUUGACUGGGCCUUGGAUCGAUUCCGGACCAUGGUCAACGUGAUGGGUGACGCCCUGGCCACAGGCAUCAUGGCUCAUAUCUGCAGAAAAGAUUUUGUCAAAGAGGGAGAGCAGGUGCCUCUGAUAUGUGAGACUAAGCCAAUGAUAAGCAUCCAGCAGAUGAUGACCUACCAGAACCAGAAGAAUGGCUGCUACCAGCCGCCUCCACCGGGCAGCAAGCACGACCACCUCUCGCCAGACGUGGCUCGCCUGAUGCAGCUAGAGGAAGGGAUUCGGCCAGCAGAGAAGAAGAAGCACGCUCACUCGUCUCACCACAAGAGAGAGCACAGGGACAAGGACCACUGUUCCAUUGACAUGAACGGGCUGGAGACUAAUGUAUAGGAGCUGCCGUCCUGCCAACAGCUGCCAGCACAUCCUCGGCUGCAGACGGAGCGGGACUGGAAGAUGCGUCAAAGGGCACAGGUGACUGAGUUCACAUGCUUUUUCCCUCCAAGAAGGAAAGUGGCCUAGAGCGGAUAUGUGCGGGGAGGAAAAAUUUUAAAAAAAAAGACUUUUUUUUUUACAUAACCUAAAGGAUGACCUACAUUUGAUUGUGUAUGUUUGUGUACAUAUUCAUCAGAGUUGUAUAAUCUGGUAGCAGCAGAUUCAGUGUGCUGCUCUGACCCUUUGCGAGGAGUGACAUCAGAUCCGUGAGUGGAAGGAGCAGAAAUGGAGAACGCAGUAGCUAAUAUCAGAUAUAAUUAGUCCUUUGUGGACUACAGACAAAUUAAAAUUGUUUGUGUCCUCUUAUUCUGCUGUGAUUUAAUGGCUCCUGUCAUUGGAAUCUUUAUAAUCAUUAUGAUCUGGUGUGUUAUUAACAGAAUAAUUGUCAGGGGUUUUGUGUAUUUCUUUCUUUUGUCAUUUUAUUCUUCACGAUGGGGCUAAUUGUUGCCUAUUUGGAACAUUUUUCCAGUGACUCAAUAAAGCGAGCAAACGGAGAGACAAAGCGGGGUGAAACGAGGUGGUUGAGCAGCAAGAAGAAAUCUUUACUUGGAUGCAUGUACGCAUCGCUUUUUCACAAUUUCCUCAUAUUUUCCUCGCGCGUUCCGUCUCUUGCCUUGUUGUCCUGAGCCUAAGAGGGUCCCCUGCCUCUUAACUGCAGUACUUAGCGUUCAAGGCAAAACAGUAAUGGAGGUCACAGUGAGAGCAGAGACGAGUGUUUACCCUCGCGCAGCUGUCACGUCCUCUCUGUAUUCCCUCUUUGCCUUAAAAGACCAAAGGAGGAGCACUCGGGACCUGCGCGUUACUGACACGCGCCAGUAACAUGACAACACGUCAACAGUCACAGGUCACACUCUGAACUCUGUC
This is a messenger RNA of Mugil cephalus (flathead mullet), 3073 nucleotides long. It is a transcript of the gene slc1a7a, whose product is annotated as solute carrier family 1 member 7a. Gene Ontology annotation, biological process: L-glutamate transmembrane transport. NCBI's taxonomy places the organism in Eukaryota, Metazoa, Chordata, Actinopteri, Mugiliformes, Mugilidae. The record is from RefSeq and is a predicted model, not a curated record. The transcript has 11 exons. Gene Ontology annotation, cellular component: plasma membrane. Bases 365 to 2107 code for a protein of 580 amino acids. Gene Ontology annotation, molecular function: neutral L-amino acid transmembrane transporter activity; glutamate:sodium symporter activity; L-glutamate transmembrane transporter activity.